CUGUCUGAUAGCUGUCCGGAAGUGUGAUGUGUUCAGGCUUAAUGCUUGUGUGUUUAUAAAGUAGAGAUCACCGCAGACCGCUGAGCCAGGAGCUAACCGGAAUCCGCGGGCUAGCGGCGGCUGUCAGGGCUUCAAACACCGGGGGAGCUGCUGCGUUCACGGCGCAUCUGGACCACCAUCAUGCCCAGGAAGGACUCCCGGUCUCUCAGAACAUCUUCCUGAACGUCUCUGGAAUUCUCUGCUCAUGGAAUAACAAUAUCAUGGACACCUCUGUGCCGUCGGAGUUGGUCCCCGGUUCGGACAGCGGUGCCUCUGUCCCUCGGCUCCCCGGUAGUAACCUCCGAGAGGAUAACACCUGUCAGCGGCUCCUGGGCUCCAAGGGCCUUCCUCACCUGAACGGCUGCGUUCCACUUUCACACCAGGUGGCAGGUCACAAGCAUGGCGUGGAUAAAGUAGGAAUUUUACAACACCCAGAUGGUACCGUUCUGAAGCAAAUUCAACCUCCACCAAGAGGUCCACGAGAAAUGCAGUUCUAUGGCAUGGUGUUUGCAGAGGGCUGCUCUGAUCCAUGUCUCCUAGACCUCCAGAACCAUAUUCCAAAAUACUAUGGUACCUGGUCUUCUCUUGACAGCCCCAGUGAUGUGUACCUGAAGCUGGAGGACGUGACGAGUCGCUUCGUCAGGCCUUGCAUCAUGGAUGUGAAGCUGGGCCAGCGGAGCUACGAUCCGUUCGCCUCACAGGAGAAACGAGAACAGCAGAUCAGAAAAUACCCACUGAUGGAGGAAAUGGGCUUUCUGAUCCUCGGCAUGAGAGUGUACAAUGUUCAUAGUGACACGUUUGAGUCCAUUGACCAGCACUAUGGGAGGAGCCUGGUGAAGGACACCAUUAAAGAUGGCUUGGCAACAUUUUUCCACAAUGGCGUUUAUCUGAGGAAGGAUGCUCUUUGGGCCUGCAUACGCCGAGUUCGGCAAAUCCUCUACUGGUUUUAUUCCCAGCGCCAGCUGGUCUUCUAUGCCAGCUCUCUUCUCUUUGUCUACGAGGGUCUCCCCUUCUCUCCGCCCUCUUUGUUCCUCAGAAAUCCAUCAGUCAUUGAAGCGGUGACCAACACUGGUGAACUGUGGCUGGUGGCUGACAGCGGUCAGGGCCACGAGGAGAAAACUGUCCGGGAGGGGGCGCGGCAGGAGCAGGAAGUGGCGGAGAACAACAACAACAACAGAGAGGAGGCAGUGUCCUGGGACUGCACCGUUCACAUCGGUCGGAGAAAGGGUGCUCACCACCACAAUGGGCGUGGCCACGCCCUAAAGCACGGCGUGGCUGCUCCAAUCGUGGUGGCCACAGCCACGGGGGACCGUAAGUCAGUGCUGAGUGAAGAAGACAACACGACUCAACAAACAGGUGAUCAGAAACCGUCACCCAACAGAAACAAAGCAUCACCAAAAGGCCCGGAUUCACACCGAGAGAGGGAGAAGAGCAGCGGGGAGGAAGAGGAGGGAUGGAAAGGACCGAUGCGUGGAUGCGAAGGUGGAAGACAGGAGAACAUGGAGGAGGUGGAAGUCAAGAUGAUUGAUUUUGCUCACGUUUUCCCAAGUGAUAGCCAGGAUCACGGCUACAUCUAUGGCCUGAAACACCUGCUGACGGUGCUGGAACAGAUACUUUGUGAUGCCGCUCAGAGUUCACACCCCCGUCUGCUGACUCAGCAAGGAAACCGCACACCACCCUGAACCUCCAUGAUGUCGAAGCUCCCAGCAGCCUCUGUCCAUCAGACCCCCGUUUACACUGGUGCUGAUGAGCGGGUAUGACCACUGGUAUUACUGAAUAACUCUGUGUUAGGCUUUAAUGAGAAGAAUGGUAACACACACACACACACACACACACCGUUCAGGCUUCUCACUGGAAGGUUCUGUUCGGGUUCUGCUGGCUCACCAUCAGACCUGGAAAACAAACAACUGACUACCUUUUUAGUUCAACACCUUUCUGCUUUUUUAAUCCAAUCAACAAACUCCGAGUUGUGAGUCCUAACGCUACUGCUCGUCACUUUAAGAGGAUGUUGUGAAGAAUGAUUUCUGAAAGAACGAAGCGAUGCUGCUGCCGCUGCCGCUGCCGCUGCUGCUGCUGCUGCCGCUGCUGCUGCUGCUGCUGCUGCUGCUGCUGCUGCUGCUGCUGCUGCUGCUGCACCGGACCUUCUUCUGCAGGGCUAAACAGAUCUAGUAGUUUUUAUUGUCUACAGUCAUUUUAGGAAUCUUACUACUGUGCUGUACAGGAAAAUCUACAUGUCUGCUUCUUUAUUUUGUUCUCACUUUUCCAGUCGAUCACAUUGGAAGUGGAUUUGAUUGGCCUGUUCUUGCGGUCCCGGUGCAGGGUCGCGGUUCUGAGUUGAGGGAAAUUGCUUGUUUAACCCCUGAUGAGGGGUUUGUAACUCAGUUAUUUACUGUAAAUGUCCAGAUCUAUAUAUUUGUACUAAACGACAGAUCUUUUGCAGAAUAGUUGAUUUUUUGUUCCUCUGUAGACCAAAACGGACCAGGACACACCUGGCUGGACAGGAAACUGGGGCAGAGCUGCAUUUGUGAGUGGACUUGUCUCAGACUGAGAAGGUCGUCUACAGUGCCACCGACUAAACAUGAUUUUCUCUGUGAUGAAUCCGUCUCGGGACCAAAUCCUGGAAAGACAGCCCUGCUGUGAGCAGUGGAGAGCGGCCAUGGUCCAGAUGUGGGGAUAAAGGGAGGGUUUUUAUCCUGGUGUCGGUGUUUUAGGCUCCUUAGCAGAUGUAUGGGACCUCGUGUCACUCAUCUGUUGUGACCUCCGGCUGAAGCUUCUUUAGUCUUUACAGGAAGUACCAUGUUGUUGGGUUGGGUUGGUGUCCUGCUCCGCGGUUUGAAGGAGUGUUUUAUUGCUGAUGUCUGGUUCUUUCCUAAAACCAGUCGAACUGGACAGUAACUAAGACUGGAAGUGCACUAACGGUGAUCUCGCUGGUGGCUGAGAUGUAGGUGAUGGCGCUGAUGGGGUCGCUGAAGUGAUUUCUCACGUUUUUACAAGAAGGAAUGUUUUGUUUUAUACAAUCUGCUCUAAAUAGUCAGCAGAUGUUUUAUGACUUGAUUAUAUGAAAAGGCUAGAAAACUAAUUACUGGUGGAUGUGUGGAGCUUUUAUGUAAUUAAAGACUUUUGAUGAAUAAUCCAAAAGAUAUUUUUAUAGAUGAUGUGUUUUAUUUUUUGACUUGAAUGAGUUUACAGUGAUGUACAGGUUCAUCAAAAGUUCUGCUGGUGUACCGUGGGCUGACCCGUGGGCUGACCCGUGGGCUGGCUCAAACGUCAGCGAGGCUGCUGUGGUCUCAUCUCUUAAGCAUGUGAAGCUGAUGGUCCUCUGCCCAAGCCUCGCAUCCUGGUCUUCACCAGUCAUGACCAGAACCUCUAAUAAGGUUCACCUGUUGUCGUAUCCGUUCUGCCUUGUACUCAGAAACAUUAAAGUUCUGGUGACGUCAGCACGGCGGGACUUGAACUACUCGGAGUCCAUGAUGAAACAUCAGAGAACCUGAUAGGAACCUGACUUCACGUAUUUACCAGAUUUGAUGAGUGGGCUUGUUUUUAUUCCCUGAAUGAUCUUCAUACGUUUAAGUGUUCAGGUUCUGCUGGGUCUCAACACUGGACUCGGACUCGUUCCACAGUCCUUCAUUUAAAACCUGGAUCUAAUCUCGUGUCGAUCAGAAGACAGGUUGGAAUAUAAUUUGACAAUUCUAUUUUGUAAUAAACUUUAUUGAAUAUAUAUAUAUCUGUUCUAAUUUAAACCAAAUGAGAAUAAAAUCUCUUGUUUUCCCUAACAAUUCUAUUUUUAAUAAACUUUUUUAAAUUCAAA
Molecule: messenger RNA, 3847 nt
Organism: Nothobranchius furzeri (turquoise killifish)
Lineage: Eukaryota; Metazoa; Chordata; Actinopteri; Cyprinodontiformes; Nothobranchiidae
Gene: ipmkb
Product: inositol polyphosphate multikinase b
Biological process (GO): inositol phosphate biosynthetic process
Cellular component (GO): nucleus; cytoplasm
Molecular function (GO): inositol-1,4,5-trisphosphate 3-kinase activity; inositol tetrakisphosphate kinase activity
Source: RefSeq, a predicted model, not a curated record